AUGAAGUUGCUGCUGAAAUACACCUAUCGUUUUGUUAUUCCCGAAGACAGGUUGGAUGAUCAGGUUCGUCACCUGAUGAGAGUAGAUUUGACAAGAUGUACUGAUGUGGUUGGUUCAUCUGCUGCAUCACUAUUGCAGACGUGUGGGCGUCUUGAUAGUUUUGGGCGUAAUAUUGUAAUUAUUAAUGAGGUGUUUGCUACUGAUUGGCGUGUAGAACAGGUCAAAAUGCUUUCAGUGGUCGACAGAAGGAGUAAAUCCUUUCUGAUCACAGGAAACAAAUUUGAGCGCAUCUGUCAUAUUAAAAUUGAAAGCAGCAUAAAUACCGCUCAGGAAGGUUCUAUAUUACAAGUAACGAAAUUAUUUAUGGUAGAGGACGGUAAAGUGGACGCAAUGACGUCAAUUGAAUAUCGAAUAACACGCGAAAUGGUGAUUUGA
This is a messenger RNA of Echinococcus granulosus, 435 nucleotides long. RefSeq lists its product as hypothetical. The transcript is spliced from 3 exons. Lineage: Eukaryota; Metazoa; Platyhelminthes; Cestoda; Cyclophyllidea; Taeniidae. The coding region runs from base 1 to 435 and encodes 144 amino acids. The record is from RefSeq and is a predicted model, not a curated record.